AUGUCCUCCCUCGUUUCCCGCAUACACGCUUAUCAGAAAAAUAAAAAUUUAUACUCCAGUUUAUCUGAUAAGAUUAGGCAUCUCACUCCACCCAUCAACACCAAGUUGACGGGCUAUAUGCUGUUCCUCAAGCAGAACAAGUUGGAUGUCAAGGUGGCUGCUGAGAGGUGGAGCCAGCUCGACGCUGAGUCCAAGCACCGAUACAUCCAGCAAGCGUCCACGCUCCCUCCCAUCAACUCGCGCGGCACUAUCAACAAGCACGACUACAAGCUCAUCCGCAGUAUGCAAUUCGAGUUGCUUGAAGAAUUUCACCAGAAACACCCACUCAAACACCCACCAACACGCCUGAGACCGAAUGUUUAUCCAAGACACCAACGCAGUCCUCCCACUCCCUGGCAGCUCUUCAUUUCCGAGUUUAAACCCGUGCAGUCGAACCACCCCACAACAACCCAACAAUCCUUCUCAAACCACCUCAAACAGGCCUCCCACCGCUGGAAGCAUCUCAGCAACGACAUGAAAUCCCGCUACUUGAGCAAAGCCAACCUCAACAAGUCUCGUCAUGUCAUUGAGGAGAGUAAGAAGGGUGAAAAUUUUACACCUUAG
This is a messenger RNA of Wallemia ichthyophaga EXF-994, 603 nucleotides long. RefSeq lists its product as uncharacterized. The coding region runs from base 1 to 603 and encodes 200 amino acids. The transcript has a single exon. NCBI's taxonomy places the organism in Eukaryota, Fungi, Basidiomycota, Wallemiomycetes, Wallemiales, Wallemiaceae. The record is from RefSeq and is a predicted model, not a curated record.